Messenger RNA from Amphimedon queenslandica, 784 nucleotides. RefSeq lists its product as uncharacterized. NCBI's taxonomy places the organism in Eukaryota, Metazoa, Porifera, Demospongiae, Haplosclerida, Niphatidae. The transcript is spliced from 2 exons. The record is from RefSeq and is a predicted model, not a curated record. Bases 139 to 714 code for a protein of 191 amino acids.
UAAGUAUGGUGGUCCAUUCACAGAGGAAGAGGUAGAAGAUGUCAAAACAGUUUUCCGUAUGCUUCCAUUAUUCAUUGCUGUAUUUAGCUUCGCUGCAACAGAUGAAGUAUAUCACUGGAUAUUUACAGGAACAGUGAAAUGUCAAAAUGUCUCCUGAUUCUCUUCCACUUAUUAGUAAUCAAAGUAUGCUGCUAUAAAUAUAUUCCUGGUAUCCUCAAGUUGAUUACUUUUGGACAAAUGUUUGCAAUAUUGACACUAACAAGUAAAUUUUCUAUACUGCACUUCUUUCAAAGCAAUACAGAAGCUCUAAUGCCUUUUUCAAGCAAAAUGAUGCUCCUUCCACAAAUGUUCCUUGGAUUCACAUUCGCCAUACUCAUUCCAGCAUCAUUAGAAUUCACAAUAGCACAGUCUCCAGUGCAUAUGAGGGGAGUCAUGGUUGGAAUAUGGUUUGCUUCAUUGGGAUGUGGAUACCUUUUCAAUAUUAAUAUCAAGUAUCUAUUUGGUUGUCACAAUGAGUAUUUAUGUACUGCUUCCUACUACUACCUGACUAAGAGUGCUGUAGUUUUUGUUAUACUGAUAGUGUUCAUAAUACUGGCUAGAAAUUACAAGUACCGUAUACGAGAGAAUGAAGUUAAUGUUCAUCAAAUAGUUGAUGAUCACUAUCACAGAUACAUGGCACAGGAAGAAGAAUAUAGCAUACAAGUUUCAAGUUAGCUAUAACUGAUGACUCCCUUUUUACAUUAUAAGUAGAUCACGUACUCAAUGCUAUAUAUCAAAUGCUUGC